AAGGGCUAGUGAUUAACACACGGGCAAACUUGCCCACUCAGCACACAUGUACUCACACACGGACAUACUCGCAUCAGCACGGGAUGCCUCAGGACUGGCUGGAAAAUGAAUCUUGUUAAAGAAAGUGUUGGAAGGACUAUCAGGCUGUACUAUGGACUCUGAAUCUCUGGACAGCUGUAUCCAGAGCACACUCUCGGCUCUCUACCCUCCGUUCGAAGCCACUGCGGCCACUGUGCUGUGCCAGGUGUUAGACGUGGUCGAGACGACAUAUCGCGGGGACGGGCUACGCUACAUCAUUGAUUUCCUGGUGCCUGCAAAACACAUCCUACAGAGCAUUCAACAGGACGCAUGUUUUCCGUAUUGUGGUUUCCUGUUCCGCCACGAAGGCUGGCCGUUGUGUAUCCACGAGAAGAUCAUAAUCCAGCUUUCCUCUUUGGACUGGCGUGUGUUACGGCCCAGUGACUUCUACUUGCAGGUGACACCAUCACCUAGAAGCCCCCCUCGUAUUACAGUGAAGUGCUUGGCAGUAAGCGGGCAGCAUGUUGAGGAGCUGCACGUUCCGAAGCUAGCAUACACCUCUCUAUUCACUAUGGACUGGCUGGACUCCAUCAAUCGGGAAAGGAGUGUGGUGAGAAGAACCGCCCUUGAACACUGUCUUUUAUCAGCAGAUAAUGACAUAUUUAGGGUACCAUGGGAGGAUAUCGUUCACCCAGAAUUUAUCAGCAGACCCCCCAAAGUUUUGGAACAAGGUGCAAGUAUGGCGGUGGUCAAAGAGCAUGGGGACAGAGAGAGAAGGAACUCUGCUGGAGAUCAGGAAGACAACCCUGUUGACAUAGAAUGUAGUAUUUUUAUUGACACUUCCACAGACCAAUCAGGGGAGACGGAUUGUCAAAACAGGGAUGUUAAGCUCCUCCCUGCUCUUGAUGAGAUGAAUAAAGAUAACAGCGGGCGGAGCUCCAGCUGCACAGCGGAGGAUUCUGAAGGCGAGUACGUGGAGCUAGCCGAUAUCUCCUUACCGCGCUUUUCCCCACAGAAAGGCUCUCUCACUCAAGCCAUUAGCAUGAACUACAGAAAUCUACAUAAACCACAGACUGCCGGAGGCUCCACUAAUUCUAAAGCUAAACCAGCAGAGAGAUUCCUAACGAAUGGAGCGUGCUCGCAAAGCAUGGUGUGUGCCAUGUUAAUUGAAGAAAACCUGAAUGACACCUACAAACCUGUGAUCUUAACCCCCACGGUUCCUGCUGUGGUAGAGAGUGCAUAUCAGCAGGCGGAAGGGCCUGUGCCCACCUGUGCUACAGGUACAGCCGCCGGUGACUUUGUGUUUAAGCAUGCGUCUGACAAAGAGUUUUUCGUUCAGCACUCAAAUUGUGAUUCAGCUCUACUUUUAGAUAUCCCAGCAUGCAACACAUCACAAUUAGACAGCAGAUUAAAGGUAGAUGACAAACCAGUCAGUACAUCACAACCAGACAGCAAAACAGUUAAGACGUCGCAACCAGACAGUGAGCCAGUCAAGGCUUCACCGCAAAACAAAUCAGCUAGCGUUUUAGACAAGAACCUAGUCAGCACUUCGAUAUCAGACUGCAAUACAGUAAACACAACACAACCAGAAUGUCAUUUAUUUAGUGCAUCCCAACCAGACAGCACACUGGUCAACGUGACACAUGUAGACAGCAAAGUAGUUAACAAAUUACAACCAAAACAGGAAGUGUUAAAUAACACUAAAGAAAGUGAAAACUCAAAACAAGCUAUUGUUGAAUCCUCCAUGUCCAAUUCAGCGGAAGAACCAAACAUCAGUUCUGAAUCUGAGCAGAUGAGAGGUGACCGUGAUUUGGGAAGCUGUUAUGACCAGCAGAACAAGUCAUUGCCCAUGUCUGAGUCCAGCCUAUGUCAGAUACACUCACACAUUCCAACACCACCUGAAGAGGACCAUGUACUUCCUGUAGUUCAAUCAAUCGCUCCUACAGUAAAUAAGAACCAUGAGACAUGUAUUGAUGGUAGCUAUAACACUGAGAAACCUGAUGGUAAAGCCAGUGGUAUGGAAGAAGUCGGGCCUGUUUUAACUGCUCUACAAAACAAACAGGUUGCCUUGGCCUCUGUCACCCCAGAGCCUGGGGAGGAUCUGCUUACAACAUUUUCACAAGGUCAGGUGAGGACAGAGGCCUGUGAAGACAGAACAAAGACAGAGGUAGAGAUCCCGGAGGUAGACAGUUGCCAGACAAAAGCAGAACAUGUAGAAACGGAAGACGUGGAAAAGCCACCUAGUGAGGAGGAAGAACAGGUGGAACUGAAAAGAAAUGUAACGGAAGGAAAGACAGAGAGAGGUAUAGGAAUCGUUAGUACGACAGAGGAAGUUGAGACGGCUCGAACAGGUCUGGUAGAUACCACACCCGAAUUUCACUCCACAACAACAAACGUUCAAGUUCACGAAGAGGGCAGCUCCUCUGUAGGGACAGAUAAGGAGAAACCCUGCGAUAUUGAAGUGAUAUCAGAGGGCAGUGUUAUGAGAUGUCCCGUGGUUAUGGGUGAGCAGGAGGCCCAAAAUAGAGUUGAAUCAGCAUGCUUCCAAGUCUCUGAUACAGCCCGAGAGGUGCCAAACACAAACGGACACACACACCUAAAGCAAAUAGACACAGACGCUCAGGACACAAUGGGGAUGGGAGAAGACACAACCACUGCAGGAGGGUUAAAAAGAGAGGAGGAGAGAAAGGGGGAGAAGGAUGUGAGGAGAGAUGAGGAGAGUCAAGAGGAUGGCUCUUCAGCAGAGCAUCAACAGCAGACUGACAUGGAGUCCCAUUGCCAUCAGCAAGAAGAGCAAGCUUACAGUGAAGCAGUAAGUGAUGCCAAUUGCAACUUGUCUGAUACUCCUUUGUCAGCUAUGAGCCAGAGUGAAGAUCCUUCAGCAGCUCCUUUACCACUGCCGGCCAUCUCACAGAAAACAAAGUCUGCUUUAAGUGAGACCCAUGAUAUCAAUCCUGAUGUCAUGAACUCAGGAGUGCUCUGCCUGCCUGGUACAAGAGAUAAAUCAGGCCAUGCACUUGUGACAGUGACGAUGAGGAAUACUAUCUGGUUGAAUCCAAACUGCAACAGUGGAGAGCUGGUGCGGAUCAUGGUCUACUUCUACACUAUACUCAGAAAAGAAGUCAGUGCCUUGGGUUUGACCGUCUUGGUGGAUGCCCGCAGGUGUUCUCCUGUCCCUGCUCUCUUUAAAGCCUUCAACAUCCUCCAAGAAGCCAUGCCUGGAUGCAUCCACACAGUACUGCUGCUGGCUGACAGAGAUGUGGCUCUACGCAUGGAGAAAGCUUCUUCUGUACAGGUUGAGCUGUUAACAUCCAUGAAAUCUCUCCAUAAGCAUGUGGACAUCACUCAACUUCCCACAGACAUGGAAGGCACUUUCCUUUAUUCCCACAGCAGCUGGAUCUGCUUCAGAAUGAGGUUGGAACAGUUGACCAGCCAUUGUGAGGACGCUGUGAACCUGCUUCAAAACACCAUCAGCCAACUGGAGUCCACAGUGCUGCCCCCUACAGCAGAGGAAGCUCAGAUUUUGUUGAAUAAGUUCAGAGAACUGAUGAGGAAUGUUCUGGAAGACAGCCGGCUGGUGCGGCUGCAGCUGGAGGGAGGAGCUGCUCUGUCCCGUCUGCGAAAGGAAGAGACCAGUGUCAGCCUGACAGAAGACUACAGAGAUGCCAUUGAGAAUGCAGGACAUCUGUAUAACCAAGUGGACGAGUUGGUUCACAGACUGGUGAUGCUUUCCAACAAAUGCACACAGGAACUGGAAUUCAUCAUGGAGUUUAAGAUUCUGGAGGAGGGAUUCACAGAGGUGAGUAAGUGGAUAGAGGAGGUGGGCGAGUCCCGUCUGAAGACACUCGGUGAGCUGGAAGAUUCCUUGGAGCAGCUACAUCAUAAACAGACUGUCUUCAAAGAUUUUUACACGGCUGCAUAUGAGCACUGUAAGAGUGGUGAAGCUCUGCUGAAGCGUUUAGAGAAGUGGGAAGAUAUCUCCUCGGCAGAACUCCAGGUGUACGAGGUGAAAGUACGUUCUUUCUGGGUCCACCUGCACAGUUUCUCCCAGCGAGUGGAAGACACCAAGGAAAAAAUCCACAAGACUGUUCGACUCUAUGAGUUCUUUGAUAAGGCUUACGAAUGGGCACUAGAGGGCAUGCGUCAUUUGGCGUGUGUUAGCAUGGAGGACUGUGGUAUGACUGAGAAGUGCCAGAACGUGAUCACAUGCUUGGAGACCUAUCACAGUCAGCAUCCACCGAUACCAGACACACGCUUUCAGGAGAUGAAAGACCUUGCAGAGGAGCUGAGGAGCGACCAGGGACUCAAGCAGUGGAAGUUCGCCUGGUCCAAGUGUCAGGAGACCAAACAGAUGUUUGAGAAGAAGCUGGAGACUGCGUUGCGAACCCGCCGUGAGAGCGAUUCCAGAUCCUCCUCCAGACGAAACUCGGAAGUUAGCGGCAAAGCUCAAGAACGCAGCAGCAGCAUUUCCUUCUCGUGUCGGAAAGCAUUUGGUGGAGCUUGGGGACGGGAUAGACUUUCCUCUCUCUCAAGCACAUCCUCAACACCCAGCAGCCCAUCGGGCGUCCGUGUGGACACCCGGGAUUCUUCUAUCCGAACCUCCACAGGAAGUCCCUAUAGCGUUGAGCACAGAAUCCCCCACAGUACACCCGUCAGAUCCCACAGGCUAACACGCAGUGUCUCAACGGAUGAGCCUGCUCACCGACCACAUCCUGAAGGGCAGGCGUGUGCUCCUUCAUGCUCCACCAGCCCAAGCCUCUCGUCUAUAGAACCAAACCGCAGGGUUCUGCGGAAGACUCAAAGCUUUGAUACGGCCGGUAGUGAGAGUGUGUCACGUUACAGCACCUGUCAGAGAACUCUAAGUGAACCUGCACGGAGAGGGAACACGGGGGUGUUUAUUAAGGGUCUAGAGGUGAGCAGCACUGAGGUGAUCGAUCGGCCGUACAGCCCGCGACUGCCGCCAAUGCACGAGUGGUCUUCUCUUGAUUUGCACCGUGAUGGGAGUCCCGCUCCAGAACCCCGCAGCAAGGGCAGUAAACUACGUCACAUUGUGGAUGAGAUGGUGACAACGGAGCGGGAGUAUGUGCGAUCUCUGCGGUACAUCAUUGACAACUAUUUCCCUGAGAUGGAGCGUGCUGACCUGCCACAGGACCUGCGUGGAAAACGCAGCGUCAUCUUCGGCAACCUGGAGAAACUGGUAGACUUCCACAGCCAGUUUUUCCUUAAAGAGCUGGAGAGCUGCUGUAACCACCCACUACGUGUCGGCAACUGCUUCCUGCGACAUCAUGACCAGUUUAGCUUGUACGCCUUGUACAGCAAGAACAAACCAAAGUCAGAUGCGCUUUUGGCCAGCCAUGGAAACAGCUAUUUCAGGCAUAAGCAGCUAGAGUUGGGGGAUAAGAUGGACCUGGCAUCGUAUCUGCUGAAGCCUAUCCAGCGCAUGAGUAAGUACGCCUUGCUUCUCAAAGAUCUGAUCAAAGAAGUAAGUGAGGUCCAGGAGCAGGAGCUAUCGUGCCUACGUGCAGCAGCCGAAAUGGUGAAAUUCCAGCUUCGCCAUGGGAACGAUCUGCUCGCCAUGGACGCCAUCAGGGACUGUGAUGUGAAUCUGAAAGAACAGGGCCAGUUGGUUCGUCAAGAUGAGUUCACGAUUUGGUAUGGCAGGAAGAAGUGCCAAAGACACGUUUUCCUGUUUGAAGAUCUAGUGCUGUUCAGCAAACCCAAACGGAUAGAGGGUGGCCUAGAUGUUUACAUAUACAAACAUUCUUUUAAGGCGGCUGAUGUGGGUAUGACAGAGACAUCGGGUGAGAACGCUUUGAGGUUUGAGAUCUGGUUCCGCAGGAGAACAUCCAAGAACCAGGCCUACAUUCUUCAGGCAAGCAACGCUGAUAUUAAACACGCAUGGACUUCGGACAUUGCACGGAUACUAUGGCAACAGGCCACACGAAAUAAAGAGAUUCGAAUGCAAGAGAUGGUCUCUAUGGGGGUGGGCAAUAAACCCUACCUGGACAUUAAACCCAGUGAUGCUGCUAUCAAUGACAGAGCCAUCGAUUACAUAAUGAAAGGCAGAGGGGCUAGAACAAGAGCCUCCAUUGCUGUCUCUCUGUUUGACCACUCAAACCCAUUCAAACGAGCGGCGGUAAACGCUCCUGUUAGCGGGACCCCGGCGGCCGGCGGCCCCUCUUCCUCCACGCUGCUGGGGCCGUUGAAUCUUCACAUGUUCAGCAGCCAAAGUCUGUUAGAGAGACCUCUUAUCGGCCCCUGCAUAGAGGAGGAUGAACUGGAGCAUGAGACCAGCAGUCAGCCCUCUAUGACUACAGAAAGCUCGGGUUCGUCGUCUCACUGUCUGUCUGGUAGUGGCUCGAGUGGCUCAGACAGUGGAUGUGUUUCCAGUCACCUGCCCGAGGCUCUGUCCGAAGAGCCCAGCUCACCGUGUGACUCCUCCUGUUACUCCUCCAUCACCUCUCCCACAAAAGAGAAACCCUGCUACAGCAGCCAGUACAUUUCAACAGGAGAAGCACAGGUGAUAGGUCCGUCUACUGUAGUUUGAGCUCAGUAACCACUGCUGCAGUUUAAUAUCUGCUUUGAGAGUGACAACGCCACGUUACCAUGCAGAAGAGGAAUACAGAGCUACUAUUUAUUGUUCCUGUUGAGUGCAAGCAAAUCUCAUGUCACACCGAGUUUAUUAAGCGCUCAAAAUAGCACUGUUUCUUUCUGUUUUCUAAGCCACUUUUUCCUUUUAUAUAAAUUUAAAGAUUAUCUAUAAAACUGAAUAAAUAUUCUUGUAUUUAUCUUCUUUUCAA
Messenger RNA from Triplophysa dalaica, 6818 nucleotides. RefSeq names its product pleckstrin homology domain containing, family G (with RhoGef domain) member 4 (gene plekhg4). Lineage: Eukaryota; Metazoa; Chordata; Actinopteri; Cypriniformes; Nemacheilidae. Bases 152 to 6565 code for a protein of 2137 amino acids. The record is from RefSeq and is a predicted model, not a curated record. The transcript is spliced from 24 exons. Gene Ontology annotation, molecular function: guanyl-nucleotide exchange factor activity.